UUAGGGCGAUUCAAAAGCGAUUCACUGUGCACAGAGCUUGAACCAUCCCCUCGCUGCAGACGACCUUCUUGCAAGCUCCGAUCGAUGGAUCUUAAUCCCAAUAAUCUAUAUGAUUAUGCCAAUGAAAUGAGCUUGGGUGAUGAGGUGCUAGUAGAUAUGAUAGACACAACGGAUGAUGGGAAAAAUAUUUGGGAUAACUAUUCAGAAGAGAAAUUCAUUUUGCUGAUGAGGGAAGAGGUUAGGCAAGGAAAUCAUACUUAUGCAACUUUUAACAAUGUUGGAUGGAGAAACAUAACGGAAGGAAUGAUGGUUGAAACAGGCCAGACAUACACCAAUAAACAACUUAGAAGUAAAUUCAACCAAUUGAGGGCAAUACACGAGGAUUUCAAAAUUUUGUUGUCUGAGACGGGUGUGGGCUAUAAUGCUAAGAGUGGAAUGCUUGUAAUGGAAGAUGAGAGAUGGGAAUGUUUGACAAAGGUUCUUAAAUAUGGGAAAAAAAUUUGUAAAAAAGGUUGUAAGCAUUUUGAGAAGUUGUCUGCCAUCUUUGGAGACACACAUGCAACAUGAUCUCAAGUCUAUCCUUCUACUAGAUCUCACACAACGUCACAUGUACCCACAAAUAUGGCUCACAUUAAUUCUCUUGGUGAUACUAUCAAUGAGGAAUGAAAUGAUGUACAGGGUAAAGAGAAGACUCCAUCACCUGAACCUUGACGUAAGAAAGCUAUGAAAGAUAGUUUUGCAUCCACAAUGUCUGCAGUCAUGGUAACCAUGAUUGAGAAUUCAAAGAGGAAAGCUGAGGCAAUAGAAAAAGCCAUAGUUGCUACCUCUUCCAAUCGUGUAGGAUCCCAUGAGGCAGAUGAUUGUAACUCUCCCACCCAAAGGGACAAGGAUAGGGAAGAAGUGCAAGAUUGCAUUAAGGUUAUGACUAAUUUGGAUAGACUUGAUACUGUCCAUUACAAUAAGGCCUUAGUGAUGUUCCAUGACUCACCAUUGUGAAGGGAUAUCUUUCUUAGCAUUCCAGAUGAUAGGAAAGUGGGAUGGGUGAUGGGCCUGUAAGGAUUUUUUUGACGUUCUUGGUUGAUAGACUUCUUCUGUCAUAUGGUUGUUUUAAAACUUAGAUGACUAUAUAACUGCUAUUUCUUUAUUUUUCCGGAUGACUGUACUAUAUUUAAUUUUUUUGUUGGAUGACUGUACUAACUGCUAUGUUUUAUGUAUUUGCUGUCUAAAACUGCUAUGUUGACUGUUGUUUACUUUUGCUUUAA
Molecule: messenger RNA, 1262 nt
Organism: Cornus florida
Lineage: Eukaryota; Viridiplantae; Streptophyta; Magnoliopsida; Cornales; Cornaceae
Exons: 3
Coding region: 85-567 (160 amino acids)
Source: RefSeq, a predicted model, not a curated record